Molecule: messenger RNA, 1268 nt
Organism: Sorex araneus (European shrew)
Lineage: Eukaryota; Metazoa; Chordata; Mammalia; Eulipotyphla; Soricidae
Gene: C2H1orf74
Product: chromosome 2 C1orf74 homolog
Exons: 2
Coding region: 200-1033 (277 amino acids)
Source: RefSeq, a predicted model, not a curated record
CAAGCCGCCUGACGUCAGGGGUCUCGGGGCAUGCGCAAUAGUCGGACCUCGCGGCCGGGCGGGGUCGGCUGGCCGGCUGCUUGCCCUCGAGCUAACGCCCCGGGCCGGAGGAAGUCCUUAGUCGGCGGUGCCGGCGGGGACCGUGGGGCCGCCCGCUCGGCGCGCUCGGUGCAGGGCCCGCCGGGGAGCGCAGCUGCGGAUGGAUGAGGCCGGGCGCCGUGACGCUCGCGGGCCCGCGCGCGUGCCUAGUGCCCUGCAGCUGGUGGCGGCGGCGCGGCGGAGCCUGGGCUCGGGCCGCCGGCGGGGCCACGGGCCACCGCGGGCCGCCUGCUUGCACCUGGCCGGGGAAGUGCUGGCCGUGGCCCGGGGGCUGAAGCCGGCGCUGCUCUACGAUCGCGGCGGGGCGGGUGAGGCCGAACUGAGAGGCUACCUGGAGGCACUGCGGGGCCUGGGGCUGCUCACCCAGCGGCUGCACGUCCUGGACCUCGGCGAUCACCUCUUGGUGCUCAGCCCCGAACGCGCGUGGCAGCACUUAGAGCUGGUGCUGGGCGGCGGCGUGGCCUUCGUGGACGUGUCGGGAGAGCAGCCGCACCCCACUCUCUGCUCCUUGGACCAGCGGCCGGACUUGCGGGCGCUGGUGGCUGAGGUGGGCGCGCACCUGCGGGAGCUGCAAGGGAGCGCAAGCCCCGCCGUGUCUAGCAGCCGCCUGCAGCCGGCGGACUGGAGCCUGUGCGCCCUGUUCGGGAUCCUGCUGGGCUACCCCACACCCUACACCUUCCGCCAGGGCCGGACCGAGCCCAGCUGCUUGGAGCUGGCGCCGCUGCGCGUGUUCUCGGUGCGGCUCUCCUGGCGGCCGGCGGGGCUUGCGUUCCCGCUCUAUUCCUUCAGCGUCCCGGAGUGCCUGCUGCCGGCGCUGGGCAGCGUGCUGGGCAGCUGGGAGCGUGAGCUCAGGGCGCGGUGGCGGGCGCAGAGCGACUUCGCCGACCUCAGCAUCUCAUCAGAGGUGGUCACACUCCCCGUUGUGGCCCUCUGACGCCAGGCAUGUGGGGAGCCCCCAGGAGUGCCUGCCUUUUCCCUUCCCGGGCCCUGGCCUCAGCAAGCACUAGACAUGAGGUAGUCGCGUUGCCCACCUGACCCUGUGGGCAGUGAAUGCAGAGAAGAAAAGGGGUGACCCGGGACUCCCCACGCCCUUGUCUCCCCUGUUCUGAUUGGCUGAGGGAGGCUCAGGUUGUUCUGAGUCCUUCGCUAAUAAACAGGGUCUUGAGGUA